AUGAUUCCACGAGACAGCACCGAGUGUCCAGAGCUCGAACUAGCACUGCAGACCGCUGCAGCUGAAAUGAACUACGAGCGCAGCAAGCACAAUGUAGAGAGUGUUGCAAAAGACGAAGACAUCCGAAAACUUCGUUUCCAGCUGCUCCUGCUCGAGGACGAGAAUGACGAGCUGCACGCGCAGUUGGGCGAAGAAGAAGCGCACGCGGAUGGAUUGCAACUGAGCCUCGAUGAGACUCUUGGGGCGCUAGAAGAGGUCAAGGCCGAGAAACAGCGCGUUGUGAGCGAGUUGCGCAUGAGGGCACGAGAGUUAGACACGAUUAAGGCUGAGGUCAUGUCGCUCCAAAACAUGUCCCUAGACUCGACCAAAAUCCUUACCGAGAAGCUCGCACUCGCGCGCGAACUGGGCACGUUGAAGCCGGAGCUUGAAUACCUCCGCCAACAGACCGCAUCAAACCAAAGCCUACUAUCCGAGAAGCUAUCCUUACAGCGACAACUCAGCACCAUCCAAGUCGAGCUCGAGAACGAGAAGCGCGUCUCGCAGCGCGCACUAGCCAAGGACAAAGACCGCAGAGUCAGCGCUGUGGACGCAGAGUAUAGAUCGCAGAUGCAGGAGCUGAGAGCAGAAUUAUCCAAGGAGCGGCGCGAGCGCGAGAUCGCUGAGGGCGCUAUCGACAAGGCACAUGCGGAGCUGGAACGAGAAAAACGGAAAGCAGAACGCGUUGCAGCGCGCAACGAGAAGAGCACCGAGCAGGACGCCAAGCAAGAAGCCGAGAUCGAGGAGCUGCGCGAGGAGCUGGCUAAGGAGAGGCGUGAGCGCAAGAAGGUGGAGAAGGCCGCUCAGACUACUCAGCACGAGCUUGAGAUGGAGAACCAGAGACUCGAGCGCGAACUGCUGAAGAAGCAGAAAGUUAAUGACCCUGGUAGCGCCUCGGAAGCUCAACUCGAAGCGCUCCGCAAAGAGCUCAAAGCCGAGAAGCUAUCACGCGAGAAGGCCGAAAAGUCGAUUCAAAAGUCCCAAAUGGAAUGGGAGGCGCAAAAGUCCAUCCUCGACGAGAAACUCAACAACUUCCGUGCCAAGCUCAAGUCUACCAAAGAGAAGCUGAAAGAGACCGAGGUCGAGCUCCAAAGUGCACAGUCAGCCGCCGCAGCCAACAAUGCCAAUCCGGCGAGGAACCCACGCAAGCGCGUGGCUGCGCAGCUUGACCCCGAUGCUACGAUUGGCACCCCUGGCGAUGGACAUCAACCGAAGCGAGGUAAACGGAGCUCUGCGGUGCCUGGAGACAAGUCCACCUUCUCUAUCACGCCCUUCCUGAACCGGACCACCAGCGUUGCGCCAGAUUCUCCGAUCCAGGAAGAGGAUGAAGAGGCAGCGGAUGUUGCACCGACAGACCAACAGGACACGGAAGCGGAAGAGGCAGCCAGUACGCCAUCAGCGCAGCCAAAGAAAGCAGCCAAGAAGCCCGCUGCUGCACCGAAGCCCAAGUCUAAGCCCUUAACCACUUCCUCUGCCGGCAAAGCAAACACCAAACCAACCGCUGGUCGGAAGAAAACCGCCGUGCAGACUUUGGAGCAAGUCGCCGAAGAGAACAGCGCAGACGAGAACUCCGCGCCCGCCGCCCCGACCACCAUCGCCCUAAACGAUACAGCCGAAGCCAGCAAACCCUUGGUACCAAAGCUCAAGCCCACCUCAAUGAACGGCCCAAGAAAAUCUCUCGCAACAUUCGCGACCUUCAACGCCGAGCCGCCCGCGGAGAAGAAGAAGAAACGGAAACUCGGCGGUGGGAGUGGGCUGGGGAAGACGUUAUUCGAUGAUGAAGAGGGCGCGCCGCCUGCCAAGCCGAUUCCUGGGAAGGGACUCUUUGCGGCGAGAGCGCUGGGUAAGGCGCUGGGAGCGGGGAGGAUCGGUGGUGGGUUUAAUGGCGGGAUGGUGAGCACGGAGGAUGGGUUCAUGUUUAGUCCGCUGAAGAAGGAUAGGAGGGCUGCGGCGGCUAAUGCUUCGAUGCUGAAGUGA
Coniosporium apollinis CBS 100218 is the source of this 2013-nucleotide messenger RNA. RefSeq lists its product as uncharacterized. The coding region runs from base 1 to 2013 and encodes 670 amino acids. NCBI's taxonomy places the organism in Eukaryota, Fungi, Ascomycota, Dothideomycetes. The record is from RefSeq and is a predicted model, not a curated record. The transcript is spliced from 3 exons.